Molecule: messenger RNA, 3150 nt
Organism: Kwoniella shivajii
Lineage: Eukaryota; Fungi; Basidiomycota; Tremellomycetes; Tremellales; Cryptococcaceae
Exons: 10
Coding region: 1-3150 (1049 amino acids)
Biological process (GO): regulation of DNA-templated transcription; DNA-templated transcription
Molecular function (GO): DNA binding; DNA-binding transcription factor activity, RNA polymerase II-specific; zinc ion binding
Source: RefSeq, a predicted model, not a curated record
AUGUCACAAAAUCAAACGAAUAUACCACCAUCCACAUCCACCGGUUCACUGUCAUCAUUCAUCAACAGUAAUAGCAACAACAACAACAACGGCAAUACAACGAAAUCAGUGCCUUCGUCAAGUUCGAAAAAACGUAAAGCAUCGCCAUCACCCAUUACAAAGGAAAGGAAACAAUCUGUACCUAUAGACCCUUCGACAGACGACGAUGCAGCUUCAACAGUCUCGCGGAAUCCGAGAGAACCGAAAAGGACAAGGGUACAUUUCAGUUGUGUAGAAUGUCAUAGGAGAAAGCAGAAAUGUGAUAGGAAAGAACCUUGUUCACAAUGUGUUGCGAGAAGAGUACCUCAUCUUUGUAGACCGUUCUUGAACGGUGUAGAGGAUCCUAAUAGCAACUCUGACGUUCACGCCCGAUUGAAUACUAUCGAAUCCCUGCUAUCUCGGCUCGUGACAGCUUUACCUCAAACAGGUCCUAGUCGUUCGAAUGGAAACUAUGUACCUACCGACGCUUCUUCUCCUGAUGUAUUGACACUCACUGCAUCAGGUGAAGAGAUAUUCCAUCCUCACGCUACACCACCCAACGAAGCUUCCCAACCUAGAGUUCCAAUGCCACAUAAACCACCUCCUUCAGGAUUGUUCCCUGCACACAUGAAUUACUCGACUCCGCCCGGAAGGACAGGGUUCGGGUGGGGAUUAAGAGAAGGUAGAAGGAUAUCGUUGACAACUGAGGAGAAUCAAGAUCUGAGAGAUAUAUUACAGACUUUGAAAGAAAGUGGAGUGGGAAAAUGUCAUUUGGAAUGGUUAAUCGCAGGUGUACCAGGUAGAAGAAUGGCUGAUGGUUUGGUAGAAUUGUAUUUCCGCUGGACAAGGUAUAAGAUGAACAAAGCAAGUUUCAUGAGACGAUAUAACAAGUUCUUCGAUCAUAUAGGGAGAAAUCCUACAUGCCCCAAGGUAGAUGCGGAUACCUUGAAAUGGUUACCCUUGAUGUUCAUCGUGCUCGCAAUCGCUACUCUAUCCGCUCCUCAUGAGCUCGUCCCGAGGGAUGAGCAGCUUGGUUGGUCGAGGAGAUUUUAUGGUUCUGCAAGGAGUGGAUUGGAAUAUGCCAAAGCAUUACAACGAGAUAACUUGGAUGUUCUUUUCGCCGGUCUUCUUGCUUCCAGAUACAUGUUACUCACGCGUCGACCUGCGGAGGGUUCUACUCCUCUAACCACUGCUUUCCAAGUCGGUCUAUAUAGAGAUGGUACUGUCCUUAAUAUCACAGAUAAAAGGGAAGUUGAGAUUCGAAGAAGAGCAUGGUCGAUGUUGUAUCAUCUCGAUAGAACAAUCUCUUUAUUAGUUGGCAGACCAGCAAGUAUAAGUGAUUCACAUACAGAUACUCAGAUACCGGCAAAUCUAGAUGAUGAGGAAGUUGAAAAUGGUGAUUUCGAUCCUGCAGGACAUCCAUUGACUAAACCUACUCAAUACACCUAUGUCAUAGUCAGACACAAAUUAGCAGAAAUAAUGGGUAGAAUAGCGUAUCAUACUUUCGCCAUUCAAUUACCUGAUUACGCAGUGGUCCUUAAUCUCGACAGGGAACUAUUAUCUUGGAAAGAUGCUUUACCGCCCUUCUUCUCAAUGAGCAACCCCGACACUUCACUUGAUGCUACACAUCCGUAUUUGUUCGUUCAGAGACACUUAUUAGCUUGUGAAUGGUAUUACACUAGAAUCACGCUGAACCGGCCUUACCUCCUAAGACGAAAACCCCAAGAUAGUAGAUAUGGGUACUCGAAGAACGCAGCUAUCGAGUCUGCUCGAGCAGAUCUACUCAGCAGAAGAUCGUUUGUCAUGGAGAAGGGUAAUUUGAUAGUCAAUAGCGGUGGAUAUAGAGUGUUGAACUCAUACAUGGUAUUGGGAGUCACCAUAAAGCUGGACCCUGAUUCCCCACAAGCAGAUGAACUUCGCCAACUUCUCAACGUUGUUUCCGGUCGAUCACCCGAUGCACAAGGUCGUAUAUCUGAACCAUUAGUCAAAGAAGAACUAGCAAUCGUUGAGUUUCUCACGGCGAAAUCACAAACUGCCAAAGCUAGAUUACAAGCUCCCUCAUCCAGCUCAGGUGGUGGUACAGGUACAGGUACGAGUGGUAAUGGCGGUAGUGGAUCAGGUGGAAGUGGGAAUAAAGAAGAGGAUCAAACACCUGUUGAUUUGUUACUUGGAUUAGCCAAAACACGAUCUGGUAAAAGAGCAGCGGAAGAAGAAAAGAGACAAUUACGUUUACAGGCUUAUAGGGAAAUCGAAGAACAACGUCAAGCUGCAAGAAGGAAUUCAGGUGCUCAGAAUAUAUCCACUAGUCCUUGGGGCUAUAUAGCUCCUUCGAUGCCUGGUUUAGAUGUUCAACAACCUUUCGGUAAUCAGAAUGCUAUCAAUAACGCGAAUACAGAUAAAAGAGUUCCAAGACCAUUACAACCUCCCUCAUUGGGUAGAAGAUCAGAUGGAAGUAUUCCAGAUAGCACAAAUUGGUCGCCUGAAUUAGCAUAUACCUUGACUCAACAACAACAACCACACCAACAGCAGACUCUUCAAGGUCUUCAGCAGCAGCAGCAGCAACAACAACAACAACAACAGUUGCAGCAGCAUCAACAGCAACAGCAACAGUUGAACCAAUUGCAAGCUGGUAAUAACAAUAUGAAUGGACAGAUAGGAUAUAACAGUAACAAUUCAAAUAAUCCUUUGAUAUCACCUGAACUUCACGGUAACCUGAUAUCGCCUUUCAGUAAUCUAUCUUCUUCUGCUCCUCCUCUUAGCGCUCCACAACAACAACAGCAACAGCAGCAGCAGCAACUUCAACAAAUUGAUAUGACCGAUCAAACAAAUUCUUUCUUCCCUGAAUAUCCAGAUAACACGACCAACAUGACCUUACAACAACAACAGCAGAAUCAACAACAGUUUGGUAAUGCAUUAUUAGAUUCAUUUGAUUUCAGUGAUUUGGGUCUGACAACGGGCAGAAAUGAUAAUCUCGGAAGUACACUAGGUACUACUGGGACAGGAAGUGGAUUUAAUCCAUUCGCUUUACCACAAACUGAGGAAGGGAACGAACCGAUGGCAGAAGACGAUCAAACCGUUUUCCUCAAUUACAUCUUGAAUAAAUUCGCAAACGCUCAACCGGAUACUUCGUGA